Molecule: messenger RNA, 2531 nt
Organism: Linum trigynum
Lineage: Eukaryota; Viridiplantae; Streptophyta; Magnoliopsida; Malpighiales; Linaceae
Source: the annotation of a GenBank genome assembly
GUUAAAGUUCAGGGCAUACGAAAAUAUUAACCCUCGGAAAAAAACAAAACAGGUGCUAAAUUUCCCCACUGAGUGCGACUCGCUUCUUCUUCUCCCACCAACCUUUGACCAUCAAAUUUCUAAUCCUUCCUCAAACACCAACAAGAAAAUCUCUUUCUUCCCCAAAUUCCAAAUUCCCACUCUGGCUUUUUUUCUUCCUUCAAUCACGCAGCCUCUCCCGCACUACGUGCUCCCCUCAACGCAGCGCUUAUUUCCCUUUUCCCUUUCUUCUUCUUCUUCUCCUUCUGCUUCCUGGCACGAUUUCUUCAUACCACUCUCUUUCUUAUCACUCUGUCUCUCUUUCCCUCCCUGGCUACAGUACCGCUUCAUUUCCCCCCUUCCCUCUUGGCUUUAUAUACCUCACCAGCUCACCUCCUCCUUCUUUCUACAAACAAUUUAAGCCAUUGGGACUCGAGAGCAAUUGUCCUCACUCGACUGCUUAGUCAGACAACGCCGUCGUUGUGCUAGCAUUAGGAAGCAAGAGGGGUCAGCCACUCUGAAACGCGUCCUGCCUUUACGUCUUCUGCUCGUUUGUCGAUGGGGCAGCUGGGUUUUGCAGCGUAGAAGGGUUUCUCGCUUGGGAGAGAGAGAGAGAGAGAGAGAGAGAGAGAGAAUCAGGUUAGUCUCUUUGAUUCUUCAUUGCCUAGAAGGCUAGAACUGUAUAAUUGACACUGUUUUCUGGUUCUGCUUAUUGGGUUGAGGAAUCAGGUGAGGGUUUUAGGUGAAUCUGUUGGGGAUUAAAAUAGUAGUUUUUCCUUGUUCCUGCUUUUGAUGCGCUUCAUCUGGGAAUCAAACAAACAAGGGGAAUUCACGGGAAAUGAUUAUCUUUUCCCCUUUUUGGAUGUACUUAAAGAAUUGGGUGUCGAUUACUUUUAAGGGUUGUGAAUUUAUAUUAUUACUUUGUUUGAGAAGGAGGAGUAUAGUUGAAGAAUGCAGGAUGGCAUUUACUAAUUUAGGUCUCUUCAGGAGGAGCAAAAUGCAGUUGUUGGGAGUGUUUGGUGUGAUUCUCUCUCUCUUUCUCCUCUAAAUGUAUAUAUUUUCCCCAUUCUCUGAGCAGUUUCAGAAGCUUGUCUAAUGGCUGAAAGUAGGGUAUGGAUUAUAGAAUUCAAAUUUUAGAAAGGAAUCUGUAGUCUGUAGGAAAUCUUGAGCUCAAGUUUGUUGCUUUUGUCUCUUUUCUCUUGUUAUCUUGUUGUUAAAGGUUGUUUCUGUCUCCUGGCAUUUGAUUCUUCAUGCUUUUUUUUCCCCCGAGUUUGAACGUUUGCAGUAGAUUCAUGAUGCAGCUCUAGUGGAGUGUUUCUGGUUAUUAUAUUAGCUAUUAUACUUCUCAGCUUCUUAUCCAUUUGAAGCUACUGGGACUCCAUCAUUCUGAAGCAACUAUGGCUCAGCUUAGUUGUAGCUUAUGAUUCAAUGUUGAAUCAUGUUUUUGUCUUGGUCUUACUUCUGCAGUGAGACUGUUCAUUGCGGCUCUAGCAGAGAGAGAAAGGGCUUGUUUGAAGAAGUACUUCUCUUCCAUGGUUACCAUGACCGCAUCCUCGGUCUCUAGAGAGGCUUCAAAUUAUGAUGAGGUCUCUAUGCAGCAGAGCUUGCUCUUCGCAGAUAGUCUCAAGGAUUUGAAGAAUUUAAGAACACAGUUGUACUCAGCUGCCGAGUACUUUGAGCUAUCCUAUACGAAUGAUGACCAGAAGCAAAUAGUGGUGGAAACGUUAAAGGAUUAUGCAAUCAAAGCUCUUGUGAAUACAGUGGAUCAUUUGGGUUCAGUGACUUAUAAGGUUAAUGAUCUCUUGGAUGAAAAAGUAGAUGAAGUUACUGGAACCGAGUUUAGAGUGUCCUGUCUCGAACAGAGAUUAAGGACUUGCCAAGAGUAUAUUGAUCAUGAAGGCAUUUCUCAACAGUCACUGGUGAUAAAUACGCCAAAGUACCACAAGCGGUACAUUCUGCCAGUUGGGGAGACAAUGCAAGGUUCCAUCCGUACUAAAGCAAAAUACCAAGGAUGCAGUCUAGAUGAUGAAGAUGAUUGGCGCCAAUUUAGAAGUGCUGUUCGAGCUACCAUUAAGGAAACACCACCAGCUUCAGUAAGCAAAGCUAGCACACCAUCGCCAUCUCCUCGAAUUCCUCAGCGAUCUUCAACCUUUUCCUUUACUGGCACGGCAUCGAAGAAAGAACUAGAUAAGCGAACAGUGUCACCACACCGGUUCCCUCUUCUGCGUUCUGGGUCUGUGUCAAGUAGACCAACGACACCAGGAGCAAGUAGACCUACUACACCAAGUGCUGCUUCCGCAGCAAGACGACGGUACCCAUCAGAGCCACGGAAAUCAUUGUCGAUGCGAGUCCCAGCCGAGAAGGAGAACUCUAAAGACAUUGAACAAUACCCAAGCAAAAGCAAACGCAUCCUCAAGGCUUUGCUUAGCCGGCGGAAAUCGAAGAAAGACGAGAUGCUUUAUACAUACUUGGAUGAAUAUUGAUGGGAAUACAAAGAAAAUACCGUUGAUGAU